UACAUGCCCGGCAUAUGAAAGGUGAAUCUGAAGAACGUUUCGAGCCGCCAAACACAGAGAUUCUCGGAGGGCGCAAGCUGAUGAAUAGAUAUGAAGUUAGGAAAGUCAAGCGCUGAACAGUAAGCCCAGAAAGGCAAAAAAAAAGAUCGCGAUGUGGUGGGGGCGGCAUCGCUUGCAAAUGGGAUACUGAAUCCGAGAGAGUCUAUUCGAUAUUGUGUUACAGUCAAAGCCCACGCCGCUUUACUUGUUUGAAGUUUUAGAUAUUUCUAGGAAUCGCCGAUUCAUCCGCAAACCCGUGGACAAACCGAAACUGCUGUUCCGGAUUCUGGGUGUCUCUUGCAUUCACACCUUUUCACAAUUCAAACCAGUGUGAAGCCAUCUUUUAUUUUGUUCUUUUGCCCCUCGAAGAAGAGGAUCGAGAACGAGGGUUCCAAGAUUCGUUUGUAAAGUCCCCAGGAAUCUCCCCCUUAUCCACUUCCAGACACCCCCAGCCUCUACAAGUUUUUGGGUCAACAAUGUUGAUGUGAGGGUAUCUUUCACGUAAGUGGCUCUCGUUCUACCGGUGUGAAUGAACACUAAAGUGACCUUGCAAUGAAGAUGACGACGACGCUGAAAGACCACUCAAGCUCACGAUUUCCAUCUGUUUGGGAGGAAUUGAGAAAUGGGUACCGUCAAUGAAGAUAGAUCACCAACAAACAAGGGAAAGUAUGCGGCGAUGGUCGUGUGUUGGCUUCUGGGGAACGGCUGCCUGUUUUCAUGGAAUAGUAUGCUAACAAUAGAAGAUUAUUAUGGCUACUUGUUUCCGAAAUACCACCCCUUAAGAGUUCUAACUCUUGUCUACCAACCUUUCGCACUUGGAACACUUGCGGUAUUAGCAUACAAUGAGGCAAAGAUCAACACUCGACGGCGAAAUCUAUUUGGAUAUCUUCUUUUCUUCAUUAGCACUCUUCUGGUUCUAGUUUUGGAUUUAGCUACAUCUGGGAAAGGAGGGAUAGGAACUUUUAUUGGAAUAUGCGCCAUCAGCGGUGCUUUUGGAGUUGCAGAUGCUCACGUGCAAGGUGGAAUGGUUGGAGAUCUUUCUUUUAUGCGACCUGAAUUUAUUCAGUCUUUCCUUGCUGGUUUGGCUGCAUCCGGUGCCUUAACUUCAGCUUUGAGGUUAAUUACAAAAGCUGCAUUUGAGAAUUCUAAGGAUGGUCUGCGCAAGGGAGCUAUUAUGUUCUUUGCAAUAUCUUCAUUUUUUGAACUUCUCUGUGUUCUGCUCUAUGCUUUCAUCUUUCCAAAACUACCAAUUGUCAAAUACUACCGCUCAAAGGCAGCUUCUGAGGGAUCUAAAACUGUGUCAGCAGACCUUGCUGCUGGCGGUGUUCAAACAUUACCUCACCAAGAAGCUGAGGAGGAUCCAAAGCAGCUUGAGCGUUUGAGCAACAAAGAGUUGCUAAUCCAGAACAUCGAUUAUGCUCUUGAUAUGUUUUUGAUCUAUGUGUUGACGCUGUCUAUUUUCCCGGGAUUCUUAUCUGAGGAUACCGGAUCCCACAGUUUGGGUGCAUGGUAUGCACUUGUACUGAUCGCAAUGUACAAUGUGUGGGAUCUCAUAGGGAGAUACAUUCCGCUCAUAAAGUUUCUUAAAAUUGAGUCAAGAAAAGGGCUCAUGGCGGUGAUCCUCUCCCGUUUCCUUCUGAUUCCCUCAUUUUACUUCACGGCUAAGUACGGGGACCAAGGCUGGAUGAUAAUUCUCACAUCGUUCUUGGGGUUAUCCAACGGUUACCUAACUGUUUGUGUCCUUACUUCCGCACCAAAAGGCUAUAAGGGUCCGGAGCAAAAUGCUUUGGGAAACCUGCUCGUGUUGUUUCUUUUAGGGGGCGUAUUUGCAGGAGUGACGCUGGAUUGGUUGUGGCUCAUAGGCAAAGGCUGGUGAAAUUGAUCUUGGUGAACUGACCGUAGGAGCUAUACUCUGCAUUAUGGGAAGUGUUCAUCUGACAAAGUACACUGUGGUUAGCCAUCAGAUGAGUUCUUGAGCAUUCAUUCAAACAUCGCCUCUUGAUCAUACGUCUCGUAAUUUAUUUUGUACAGUCUAUGUGCGUAAGUGAUGAACCUCAAUCCAUACCAUUGUUUUAGUACAAAAAACAUGUCUUUAUGAAUUGUGCAGUUCUCCUUGAGGCAAAACACCACCCUGCAUAAGUUGGUUUUCUUGCCUGGUAUGAUUUUGCAUAUCGCGUCUAUCCACGUGUACUUUACGUGGCCUUCAUCUGA
Messenger RNA from Syzygium oleosum, 2250 nucleotides. Its product is annotated as equilibrative nucleotide transporter 3-like. Gene Ontology annotation, cellular component: plasma membrane. NCBI's taxonomy places the organism in Eukaryota, Viridiplantae, Streptophyta, Magnoliopsida, Myrtales, Myrtaceae. Gene Ontology annotation, molecular function: nucleoside transmembrane transporter activity. Bases 662 to 1915 code for a protein of 417 amino acids. Gene Ontology annotation, biological process: nucleoside transmembrane transport. The transcript is spliced from 11 exons. The record is from RefSeq and is a predicted model, not a curated record.